Messenger RNA from Oldenlandia corymbosa var. corymbosa, 903 nucleotides. Lineage: Eukaryota; Viridiplantae; Streptophyta; Magnoliopsida; Gentianales; Rubiaceae. The record is from the annotation of a GenBank genome assembly.
AUGAGUGAUAUAUUGGGCGGAGGAGAUCCAUCUCCUUCUGAGGGAUCAAGAAACAGUGGGUUCGAUGCGAAUCGAAUUGCAGAAGUGAAAUCUUGGCUUGAAUCCCAAUUCAGUGCGGUUGGGAAAGAUGUCCCUGAAUUUGAAUACACCCCUCGAAGUAUUGCCCAUUUGCAUAACAUUGCCACCAUCUCACAAGCGAAAACUCAAGCGGCUUCAAUUGUGGCCAACGAUUUCCGCCAGAAAGCUACUGAAUAUCGUGCUCAAGCUGCAAGAAUACGAGAGAUAUUGGAGCAUGUGGGAUUGGCCCAGGAGAGUUUACCCUCAAACGUGGUUUCCUCUGCUCAAGUUCUUGCUAGUGUGGCUAACUUGUUGAAUAUUAGAGAUACUGAAUUAAGCAGUUUCCUUGUAGCUAUGUCAGACCUUUCCUUAAGAAAAACUGCAGUAGAAGAGAAGAGGUCGAAAGUACAGCAAGAAUCUAAAGUAUUGCUAGAUUACACACGCAAAGCAAUCUCUAGGUUGACUUAUUUAAAAAGAACACUGGCUCAACUGGAAGACGAUGUAGCUCCCUGUGAAACAGAAAUGGAAAGCCGAAAAACAAACUUGGCUAUUAUGGAUUCAAAAGAGCGGCAGUAUGUGCAACAGUAUUCGAAUUACAAGGCAAUUCUGAAUCGUGUGGGAUACACUCCAGAAAUUAGUCAUGGAGUGUUGGUUGAAAUGGCAGAGCAUAGAAAGGACUUGGAAAAGAAAACAAAGCCUAUAGUCGAUACUUUGAGAAGUUAUCAAGACCUUCCACCUGAUAAAGCACUGGCAGCAUUAGCCAUUGAGGACAAGAAAAGACAAUAUGCUGCUGCUGAGAAGCACCUUGAAGACGUGUUGCAGUCAGCUCUUGCUUCUUCGGAGUGA